Penicillium digitatum Pd1 is the source of this 3771-nucleotide messenger RNA. Its product is annotated as WW domain protein. NCBI's taxonomy places the organism in Eukaryota, Fungi, Ascomycota, Eurotiomycetes, Eurotiales, Aspergillaceae. Gene Ontology annotation, cellular component: membrane. Gene Ontology annotation, molecular function: protein binding. The record is from RefSeq and is a predicted model, not a curated record.
AUGAAUAGUAGCAGCCGUGCCCUUCACUCCGAGGAGCUUUUCCUCAAUGACCGCCCAGCAAGACAAGAAUCACCCACCAUCGGCCCUCUCCGUAUCAACAAACGGGACUCGUCAUCUCCAGCAUCGGCCGCGGGCUCCAGUUCCCCGCCUAACGCCCCGCUACCCUACCCAGAUGACCGCCAACGUCUCCAGAUGCACACCUCAAAUUCAAACGACCGACAUCAUGACAACAUUAAACAUGGGUCUUCGCCAGUUGGUCCUGGCUCAGGCACCGUGAGUCCAAACGAAUACCCAACAGCGCUCCGGCCGCGGGACGGCCGUGAGCCCCGAGUCGCAACAUUAGCCGAACGAAGAGGAGCAGCUCCAAAGCCGCUGCCCGAAUCUCCCAGCUACGAUGCGCCAGACCGCGAAGCCUUAGCUGCAAGACCGUACCCCCGACCCCCAGCCAGUCUACCACCGGGCCCACCAGAGCCACCAGUAAAUCCAACUCAAUACGAUUACCGUCAACAAUACUACCCGCCCCCGCAACGCCAAAGCUCAAUCUCUGCAGCCCGUCCCCCGUCAAUUCUACAGGCCGCGCAAGGCCCGCUCAAUCGCAUUAGCUCCAUAUCGACAACCCGCGCACAGCUUGGCUCACCCCCGCCACCAGAGACUCCUAUCGUUGAACCGGGCCAGCAGCCCGCUUCGGAUAUUGAGGCCCGCUAUGCUGCUGCUGGUAUCGCGGGCACUGGAACCCUACAACGUAUUCAAUCGCAUAACGUCGCUGCACAGCGACGAGCUGACCAGUACUCCGGACAGCAGCCGACUUUGCCGCCGCAACAGCAGCAACAAGAACAGCAGCAGCAGCCACGGCGCCCGUGGACUCCCACUGAACAGCCUGGGUCCCAGCCUCAUGGACCUCCUAUGGUUUAUCAGGGUGAUGAGUUAGUCAAUGAUGAUAAUCAGUCGACUGCUGUGCAUCCGGGUCAAUACGGCAGUCCGCCACCUCAGAUGCCGGGGUCUAAUGGCACUCCACCGCCUCAGGCUCGCCUGGGUCAAACUAGCAGCCCAGCACUACAAGCUCAUCCGGGCCAAUACAACAGCCCCCCACCUCAGGCUCAUCCUAGCCAGUACGGUGGAUCACCAUCCCAAAUGCACCCUGCAUCUGGGCUACAGCAGCUACAGCAGCAACAGCAGCAAGAACAGCCAGGAAGAAUUGCACCCAACGCUUCGGAACAAGACAUGGACCGAAUGCGUCUCAGCUCCUCUCCCCCUCCCGCCUACUCAAGUGUAUCUGGUCCUUCUGCUUCGAAUGGGUAUCCUAAUGAAAAGCAAAGCGGUGCGGUGUUAGCGGCAGCCACAGCAGCUGCAGCUCCAGCUGCUGCUGGAGCCGCAAUGAUGCACCCAGCCUUAGUAAAUCAACCCAUUCCUGCCACAAAAACGCCUUCCCCUGCACCCGCAGUCUCGCCUCAGGAUCAUCCCGCUUUUGCGAAUGACCAGAGACAGCAACAGCAGCAGCAAACAAACCAACCCCCACAGGCUUCUGUUGCUAAUGACUUGUCCGGCUUCCACCACCAGACAAUCCAGGUAACUUCUCCGGGGCCCUCUAGCGCAGGUCCAGCAUCUCCACCACCUCUUCCGGAGGGAUGGAUUGCCCACAUGGAUCCAAACUCAGGCCAGUAUUACUAUAUCCACUUGCCCACGCAAUCCACUCAGUGGGAGUUUCCGAAGGGACCCACGCCGCUUAAUCUCAACGAAACGCCCUUGUCCCCGGUGGGAAGUGUGUAUAGCGCCCACCCGCUAGUUUCUCCGGGUCUGUCGGCUUUUGGAAAGCCUCUAGCAUCACCAGGUGUGCCUUUGACCCCUGGGUUCGAAAUCCUACAGUCUCCUAUAGUGUCCGGGUUCUCUGGGCCUCCUCCGAGUAGUGGCAUGGAUCUGUACAAGAACACUCCAACCAACGGUGUCUACUUUGGUCCUUAUCUGCGUUACACCAACAUGGAUCUCGAGCACGGAGUCUGGAUGGGAUCUAUCUUGCUUGUGACAGAUGCCGCGCAGCCACCCACGAUUCAUAUGCACCAGAGUCUAGACUUGUCUCCAAAUCCGAGACAAUUGAAGGCAGUCAGCAUUGCCGCCCAUCAACGCUGGACUUUCUAUAGGUAUGAGAUUGAUCUGCAGAUGGACGAUGCGGGUCCUGCGAAAUGGACCUACGCCAUCACGUCACACCUUGGCUGCACUCGCUAUGAGUUCCUUGUCGCUGGUCGAUACGAGACGAACUGGCGGUUCAUUGCUACCUCUGGAAAUGACUUCUCGCUCAAUGUAAAUGCUGGUGAGCGGGCUCGUUUGGGGGGCGUCGGUUACAUGUGGAAGGAUAUUAUGCAAAAACACAAUGAGAUUGGAGGCUUCCACGCCCAAUUGUGUCUAGGGGGUCAGAUUUAUGCGGAUCGCAUGUGGAAAGAGAUUCCAUCUCUCAAGCAGUGGUUGGCUAUCAGCGGAAAAGAGGCUAGAAAGAACGCUCCUUGGACAGCAGCUUACCAGCAGGAUGUGUCUUACGCAUACUUCCAUUACUACACCAGCCAUUUCGAUCAACCCCACAUAAGGGAGUCGUUUGCGCAGAUCCCUUAUGUCUGCCAGAUUGACGAUCAUGACAUCUUUGAUGGAUUCGGCUCGUAUCCCGAGCAUAUGCAGUUCUCGAACAUGUUCAAGAAUAUCGGCCGUAUCGGCAUUGAAAUGUACCUCCUCUUCCAGCACCACACUACCCUCGACAUCCUCCGUAAUGUCAACAACGACAUGGACCUCUUCACCAUCACCGGCACAGGCUGGCACUUUGUUAAAUAUCUAGGCCCCGGCGUUGUCGUCGUCGGUCCAGACUGCCGCUCGGAAAGAAACCCACAUCAGGUAAUGGCCGGCCCCACGUACCAGGGUCUCUUCCCGAAGGUUGCAAUGCUACCACCGAGUGUGCAACACUGUCUCUGGAUGGUCGCCGUGCCACUCAUCUAUCCCCGUCUAGAAGCGGCAGAACACAUCGUCCAGACCGUCGCAACAGGAAAGCGAGCCGUGACCGGCGCGUACAAUGUGCUAGGCAAAGUAACCAGCUCAGUAGCCGGAGUGGUCGGUGCCAAAGAAUUCGUUGGCUCAGGCUUUGACUCUGUGAAGCGAGCCGUAGGCAAAUCCGGACUGAUGGGCGGUAUACUGAGUCCAUUUGGCGAAUUCAACUCGAUGGACGAGCUACGCGACCAAUGGACACACGACUCGAAGGAUCUCGAACGAACAUACCUCAUCCGCACACUGCAAGGCAUCGCACACCAAAAAUCAAUCCGCAUGACCUUCCUCUCCGGCGCCGUCAACGUCUGCGGUGCAGGUCUCGUCCACGACCCCUCAAACCCUUCAGACCACAAGACAAUGUACCAACUCAUCGCCUCCUCCGUCGUCAACACUCCACCCCCGUCAUAUGUCAUCAAGCUCCUACACAGCCACAGCAAGCCUCUCUAUAUCCCCUCCAACGGCCACAGAUCCUCAGGCCAGGUGAGCGAUACCAAGGAAGAUAUGAUGGAAAUCUUCCAGACGGACGUCAACGGACAGCCCCGUGAGCACCGCAAGCUCAUGGCGCGUCGGAACUACGUCGCUAUUGUCGCUUAUGAUCCCGAGACGAUAAAUCCUUCAUAUGGCCAUAUACCUUCCGGGGCUCAUAAGUUGAGUCUUGCAGCAGACUUUAUGGUUCAGGGGGAUGGGGCGCUGGGUAGUGUGGUUAAGUUUGGACCUGUGAUUGUGCCGAGUUUAGAUCACGGUCGGUGA